AAGCGAAAGUCAACGAAAAUGAAGGUUCUUCUGAUAUUGGUGUCGGUCCUACUGAGCGGUGUGGUGGCCGAAGCACCCGCUCCCUACGCACCGAGCGGCUGGAGGCCAAACGGACCAGCUUUCGAACUGCCGCAAAGAUCUUUGGCUCCACGAAAUCAAGAAUACUUGCCGCCACCAGUGGAUCCUAGAAGGCCAUUCAUACCAAACAACUAUGACGAUAAUGUUGACGUGUCCGUCCAAGGACUGCCAGUACCUGAACCACAGCCUAUUUUCCAAGUGUCCCCCAUCAAUGGACAGCAGUAUACGGGACCUAGCAUUAAUGCAGAUAUUAGCAAGUUAAAUCCAAGCUUUCAACAAACACAGUACCAGCAACAGUUAGAAAAAGCGCGUCAAUUUGCAAGACAGAGAGAGUUUGAGGCUACCCGCGCCAACACACCUUCAAAUGGACUGCCAAACCAGCAAUCUCCAAGACAAUUCGCUUUCCAAACUACAUCAACAACAACAACAAUUAAACCUGAACUUAAAACACCAAAAGCAGAAACGACAACGGAACCGAUCGAUUUAAAUGAAGGUGAAUCUUUUGGCGAUGAAAAAGAUACGAAUGAAAAAAAAGAAAAGGUUUCAGUUGAAGUAUCCAAACAAAACUUGCAAGAAUAUCCCCCUGAACUCUUCUUGAGGCCUCUCGCUCAGCUUAAUGCCCAGCCACAGUUCAUAUCACUGGCGCAGCUUGGUCAAUUGCGAGCUCCUCUUUAUUAUCAGCCGGAACAAGCAGCACCUGCUCCAGGUUUUGAUGGUCCCACACAUUUGUCAGCUUUGCCUUCAGUGAUAGCGCAAAGGGAACUAUUAUCACAACAAGCUGUGGUUCCCAAUCAAGGUUUUGCUCAAAAUCCCAUUAUAGUUCAACAAGAGCAACCAGCUUUAUUACAAGCACCUUUAAAUCAAUACCAACCGAUAAUUAAUGAAUACCAACCCGAGCAAGCACCGGUUCAACCAUUACCUCAAUACCAACCACAACAGGUUGUUGGUCAACCACAAGUUCUUAAUCAGAUCCAGCCAAAUCCAUUCCCUCAACAACCAGGUCAGUUUGCACAACCACAACAGCCAAAUGUUUAUGUGCAAUCACAACAACCAAAUCAAUUUUUGCAACCCCAACAGCCAAAUGUAUAUGUGCAGCCACAACAGCCAAAUCAAUUUGCACAGCAACCAAAUGUAUUUGUACAGGCACAACAACCUAGCCUUUUCGCACAACCACAACCAAAUCAAUUUGCGCAACCACAACAACCUGCUCAAUUUCCCCAGCCACAAAGACCAAAAGAUGUUGAAGAAAUAGAGCAAAAUGACCAACAAGUUGUAUACCAAAACUACCAACCUCAAUUCUACCAACCGCAACCAGCAAACCAGUACCAAAAUUUCGAACAGCCGUUAUAUUUAGCUCAACCAGCUUUAAAUUACCAAAAUCGAGAUCAAAUUUAUCAAAAUCAGUUUAUUCCACAACAGUACAAUCCAAAUCAAUAUCAAGUGCAACCUCAGCAAGUAUUUCAAGAUCAGAAUGCAUUACAAAGUGGUCUAGAUUUAAAUCAGCAAGGAAAUGGAAUAGAGGCUGAUCAAGGCGAGACAACUGAGGAAGAUGAGCAAGAAGAAGGGCCCAAGGUGACUGCAGUAGCUACGGCAUUUGGCACAAGAACUCAACCUCGUGUGUUUGCAAAGUAUGGAUCUCCGACACAAAAAGAACAGGAAAGAACAACAACUGAGUCUUCAGUUCAAGACGUGACUGAACCAGAAGAUGGUCCAGCAAUCGCCCAAGCCACAGCCGUCGCUUCAGGAAGAAGGAACGCAAGAUUUAGGAGUCGUCGUGUGAGGCCCAUAUUUACUCUAGACAGAUCCGGUCAUUUGGUCUUAUCUCAAAACCAGUAACAAUAAUUUUACAGAUUGAUCAGAAGACACGUUUAAUUAAAAUCUACGUUUCCGCAAAAUGAUUUCGUUGCAAACUAAAAAUUUAACGUUGCUACAUUUUAAAUAAAAGAUCCAUUUUGUUUUAAUGAAAAUUUAAGUUGCACACAGUAAAUUUUCUA
Molecule: messenger RNA, 2072 nt
Organism: Melitaea cinxia (Glanville fritillary)
Lineage: Eukaryota; Metazoa; Arthropoda; Insecta; Lepidoptera; Nymphalidae
Product: putative mediator of RNA polymerase II transcription subunit 12
Exons: 7
Coding region: 19-1914 (631 amino acids)
Source: RefSeq, a predicted model, not a curated record